AUGGGUAAAAAUAUAUCUCCAGAGGCACUGAGUGGAAUCUUCGGCCUCUCUCUUUUCACAUGGAUUCUACCCAUCCUGAAACUUGGAUUUCGGAAAACUCUCGCAAUUGAUGACCUUUAUGCUAUUGAUGGAGAAAUGGCCUCAGAGUAUUUGGGGCAUAAAACUCAACGAGAAUGGGAUAGAAUGACCGAUUCAGUCGAGACACCCGGCAAGCUUAGAAAGGGGACAUUGAUCUGGAUUAUUUCUAAGACCUUGAACACAUCACUCUUUGUGCCAGUUCUCCCACGACUUUUCUUGACUGGGUUCACAUUCUCCCAGCCGUUUCUCGUCAACAGGAUGAUCAGAUAUCUGCAAAAUAGUCAUGAAGAGAGUCCGUCUAAUGGUUAUGGGCUGCUUGGAGCAUACGCGCUAGUAUACAUUGGAAUUGCAAUUGCAAAUGGGUGGUAUCAGCGCCUCACCAACAGAUGGAUCAUCAUGACCAGGGGCAGUCUGAUCACUCUCAUCUAUAAUAAGACUUUGACAAUGAGUAGCACUGACGACGAGCGACUCGCAUGCACAGGUCUUACCCUCCUGGUUUCCAAGUACAUAGGCGAACGGCAGCGAGUUUGGAUACAGGCUAGCCAGAAACGAGUGAAUGCGACUGCCAACAUGCUAGGAUGGAUCAAAGAAAUCAAGAUGUUGGGUCUAGAGUCCCGCUUCCGAAGCAUUCUGGAGUCUUUCAGAGACCAGGAAUUAAAGGUAUCAAAGGCCUACAGACAUCUAACGUUGAUAUCUAUCGUUCUUUCUUACUCCACCUCAAUCUUAUCGCCUAUUGCGGUCUUCGCCAUCUAUACAACAAUCGCUAAUAGAGAUCACGAGUCUCUGGAUAUAUCUAGAAUGUUUACAGCGUUGACUCUGAUCAGCCUGCUUGGAACUCCUCUUAUAACCUUGUUUCAAUUUCUUCCAUCCUUGCAAUCGGCAUUAUCUUGCUUUCAGAGGAUACAAGUGUUUGUUGAGUGUGCACCUCGUGACGAUUAUAGGGCACUCAUUCAACCGGAGCCUCAUGGCAAUUCAAGCUCCAGUACCUUGAUAUCUCAUGAGAAGUCUAGCGAUAUUGCUUCUACUUUCGCGUCGGCGAGUCCUGAUACGGAUGCAAUUGUGAUCCAUGAUGCGAGUAUUGCUUGGCUUCAGGGAAAAGUUGCCAUUCUACACAACAUCAGUCUGAGGGUUGCCCAUGGCAAGCUACUGAUGGUUGUCGGCCCAGUGGGAAGUGGGAAGUCCCUUCUCAUGAAAGCUAUGCUUGGUGAAGUGGCAAUUCUAAAAGGUUGCAUAAGUUUGUCGGAUCAAAUUGGAUAUUGUGAUCAAACUCCCUGGCUGAGAAACACGAGCGUGCGGCAAAACAUCAUUGCACCAUUGCCCUUUGAUGAAGCAUGGUAUUCCACCGUGCUUCAUGCUUGUGCGAUAGAUAAGGAUAUUGAAAGAUUCGCCAAUGGAGAUUUACAUGCUGCUGGCAGCGGGGGGAUAAAUUUGAGUGGAGGGCAAAAGCAACGUAUCGCCUUAGCACGCGCAAUAUACGCCAGACGCAGGCUACUGAUAUUAGAUGAUGUCUUCAGUGGCAUUGACAAAGAGACAGAGGGACUUAUCUUUCAUCGUCUUUGGGGAUCCGACGGUCUUCUUCGACGACUACAAGCGACAGUUGUUUUGGCAACUCACGCUACACACAGACUUCGGUAUUCGGACCAGAUCUUUGUUUUAAGCGCCAAGGGGGUGCCGCUAGAGCAAGGCACUUUGGAUGAACUUAUCGCAUCAAAUGGCUACAUCGCCUCUGUUUGCAGCAGCUCGGAGAGCAAGGGCCAAGACUCACAAGAACUCGAAGAAGAUACAAUUGCCUACAAGACGAAAGAGGAAAACAAUGUUGUCGUGGCAGUGCAGCCUAUGAAUGACGCCAAGCAUGGGAUAUCACAUCAAGCAAAAGACCGCGCUAUUUAUGGGUAUUAUUACAAGGCUAUUGGAGCUAUGCACUGUUCAAUAUUCGCAAUGACAGCCGUUGCUUUCGGCGUUUUCUUGAAAAUUCCAGGUAUUUCACUAUUUCACACUGCACUUGAUGUCCAGGUUUACGACGAGUUCCGGGAAAAGGCUACAUACACGCUUGCUGAACUCUGUGCUAGGCGACCGCUAUAUACCCUGUGGGCUCUGCAAGCGUGGCUAGGCGUUGUUCUAGAUUUGACAGUCGCAGGUUUGGCUCUUAUCGUUGUUGGACUUGCUGUAGGCCUAAGAGACAAGGUGCAUUCUGCAUCUCUUGGAGUUGCGCUGCUUAACUUGACGAAUUUGGGGGAGACGAUAAAAAAUGUGCUUACGGAGUGGACAGCCCUCGAGAACUCCAUGGGAGCAAUAUCAAGGCUUGAAAGCUUUGAACGAGAAACCCCUUCCGAAAAUCUCGCCGGUGAGGUUCAACAGCCUCCAGCUAAUUGGCCGAGUGUGGGACGCGUCGAGUUUAAAGCCGUGAAAGCAUCUUACCGGCAAGAUUCGACCUUGGCUCUAGACGACAUUUCACUAUCAAUUGAAGCAGGUCAAAAGAUUGCAGUUUGCGGUCCAAGUGGCAGUGGCAAAUCAUCCAUCGUUGUUGCCCUUCUGGGGAUGCUUGAGCUUUCUCAAGGCAGCAUAAGUAUUGAUGGCAUCGAUCUGUCCACAAUUUCCCGUCACGAAAUCCGCUCACGUCUCAGCUCUGUGACUCAAGAGCCGUGUUAUUUUCCUGGCACAUUUCGCCUUAACUUAGACCAAGCAAACUCCAUCUCAGAAGAAAGAAUCAUCGCAAUUCUACACAAACUAGAAUUGUGGGCAAAAAUCCAACAAGAAGGCGGAUUAGAUGCACAGCUUUGUUUUGAUGCCUUUUCCCACGGGCAGAAACAGCUGUUUUGUCUAGCUAGGGCAAUUUUGAAACCCUCAAAGAUCUUGAUCCUUGACGAGGCUACAAGCAGCGUCGAUAAAGAGACUGCUGAAACGAUGGAACGAGUGAUUGCCGAGGAAUGCCAGGAGCACACAAUCAUUGCAAUCAUCCAUCGACUUGAAUCUAUCAAAUACUAUGAUAGAAUCAUUAAUCUAGACAAUGGAAAACGAUUAGCUGAAGGCACAUAG
This is a messenger RNA of Trichoderma aggressivum f. europaeum, 3114 nucleotides long. RefSeq lists its product as uncharacterized. The transcript has 12 exons. The coding region runs from base 1 to 3114 and encodes 1037 amino acids. Gene Ontology annotation, cellular component: membrane. Lineage: Eukaryota; Fungi; Ascomycota; Sordariomycetes; Hypocreales; Hypocreaceae. Gene Ontology annotation, biological process: transmembrane transport. Gene Ontology annotation, molecular function: ATP binding; ABC-type transporter activity; ATP hydrolysis activity. The record is from RefSeq and is a predicted model, not a curated record.